AUGGUGGCGAGGGGCGACGGCGGGGAGGUGGUGAGGAGGGCGGUGGCAGAGAGCCUGGUGCUGGUGGUGGGGAGGCGCGGGUGCUACCUCAGCCACGUGGUGAAGCGGUUGUUGCAGGGGCUCGGGGUGAACCCCGCCAUGCACGAGGUCGCCGACGAGGCCGAGCUCGCUGCAGCGGUGGCCGGGAACGCUGGAGGCGAGGCCGUCGUCGCGCUGCUGGCGGUGUUCGUCGGUGGGAGGAACCUCGGCGGACUCGAUCGGCUCAUGGUCGUGCACAUCUCCGGCGAGCUCGUGCCCAUACUCAAGGACGCCGGCGCGCUCUGGCUCUGA
Messenger RNA from Triticum turgidum subsp. durum (durum wheat), 330 nucleotides. NCBI's taxonomy places the organism in Eukaryota, Viridiplantae, Streptophyta, Magnoliopsida, Poales, Poaceae. The record is from the annotation of a GenBank genome assembly.